AUGACACAAGAAGAAGAGAGACGUCUCAAAGCCGAAGAGAACCAUGGGGACCGAAGGGCACUCGUGGGACUACAGGUCAAAGAUCUCAAAGGGCUGAUAAGCGAAGAAGUUGCUGCUGCAUUAAAACAAAACACUGACCAGGUCAACCGCGAUGUUCAGAAGCAACUGGAACCUGAGCUUCGUGAGAGCGGGAAGAGCGAUCGCGCGCUCAAACACAAGAGCGGCAAGAGCAACGUCCGCCCAUGGACACUGUUCGAUCUGACCGUGUAA
Alternaria incomplexa is the source of this 270-nucleotide messenger RNA. RefSeq lists its product as uncharacterized. The record is from RefSeq and is a predicted model, not a curated record. Lineage: Eukaryota; Fungi; Ascomycota; Dothideomycetes; Pleosporales; Pleosporaceae. The transcript is spliced from 2 exons. The coding region runs from base 1 to 270 and encodes 89 amino acids.